Porites evermanni is the source of this 8524-nucleotide messenger RNA. The record is from the annotation of a GenBank genome assembly. NCBI's taxonomy places the organism in Eukaryota, Metazoa, Cnidaria, Anthozoa, Scleractinia, Poritidae.
AUGAAGAUUCUAUUGACAGUUUUACUUUUCAUCUCAGCUACUGCAGCGAUAAACAACUUGGUUGGCAUUCCAGACGAGAGAUUUCAACAAAUUGAGCAUAUUCUGAAAGGUAUAUAAUUUAUAUAUCUUUGUAGCGGUUUCUCGGCUCUCUUAAACUAUGUUUUAACUUCGCACGGUUAUUUAUCCGGUCUAGGGCGUCAAGUGAAAAAAGGCGUGAAAUUGGCAAAAUAUCUGAACUUUUACUGUAAGAGAAUUAUUUUAAUGACUUAAAUGUGAAUUUUCUAUGUAUUCUGCAAAAGAGUUUUAAAAAUCAGUUUCAGUGACUUUAAUUUUUUGUUACCCCGGGCUAGUGAGGCAAAUUGGCAUUUUAGUUAAUGCAAAAUCCGUUAGUACUGAUGAUUUUCAGUCACUUAGAACAUUCUCAAUGUUCUCGUCUUUGCGGUUAGUCAGUUAAAAAAAAACUUUACAAACGUAUACAUAGGUAACUAAACAGUCCAACGAGUUUGAUGAGAUGGUGAGAAAUGAACGUAAUAAUAUAUCAUUCGAGCACCAAGUUUCAGCUCCUGUGGUGGCUUGUAUAAGUGGAGAUUCCAAAAAAAAUUCUUCGGUUAAAAUCAACCAAAAACCUUUGCAAAAGUUGUCAGUAUUAACGGUAACACUCGCGAGUGAAUUAAAGAAUCGGGCUGAAACUCGUUCCUUUCUCUUAGCGCAUGUCAACUUAAAGCUAGACAAAAUGAAAGACUCUGUCGGGUCCUAAUCAUCUUCAGAAAUCCAAAGCAUUUGAACGACAUUUUCUUCUCAUAUCAAUCCAAGUACGGGGCGAUCUGCACCAAAUUGAAAGAUUGUUUGUGAUUAGCUGAGAAAACAAUAGAGAUUGUGUCAUAACAAUGCCGGGCCCAUCCCUGAAAGCAAGGGAAGUGCGGAUUAAAGGGAACCAAUGAAAUAUGAGGUUUAGAACGGUGCAGGUCAACAGCAAUCUUCCACGUCAAGCUCAAAAAGGGCACAGAAACGCGCGUGAGAGGAGAGAGGACCCGCGUCCUCGCACCUUUCCUCGCAUCGCGUGGCCUUGGCGUGGGCGAAGACAACUUAUAACCACAAAUCUAGUAAGUCUGGUGCUUGAUAUUGUGCCUGAUAUCCUACAAAGCAGGCAUUUAGUUACUUCAUCUGAUGUGCUUAAUUCUCUUCAUUGCAGAAAAACGUUUGGACAACAAACCAUACAGUUUUGAUACCACAGCUGGCCUUGGUAAUCUGUUUCAUAAUGCUCGACUGUUUGAUGUUAAAAAGGAAGACGCUUUGAGAGCAAAUCGGGAAACUGAGGAUGACGACGGAUCUGGAAUCGGUCUUCCGAAACCUGGUGCCAUCGAAGAAGCCGUAGAAAGCACUGUUCGUGCGGUAAGGAAGCUCCCAGCUGUAUUUUUCUCUAAUACAAGGCUGAAUAUACGGUACUACUACUAGGUUAAUCUUCAGUCCAAACCAUACCGAUUUUCUAGCUCAACGCGCCAGGCUUUCAUCCAGUGAGACUAUGCGAUCAUAUUGUCUUGUGUUAAUAAAAAUUCUUGGGAAACCCUUACUCAAUUUCAAAGGGUGCAAAUUACGAUUUCCUUUAUAUAUGCUUCGAAAAAGUUCGAAAAACUUCAUACCGUUAUACUCCCAAGAGAAGAUAUUCUCUUUUGAAUCUGAUCGGAAGCUUCAUUUAAACUGAUAAACUUUCUCAUACACAGUAAGUUAUGUACAGUUUCCUCUUACCUAGAUUAAACGUAAAAAUCACCAAGAAAAUGCUCCUUAAUUAUAUGAACUACGUCACUUUUUUUUCUUUUCUAUGAAAAUACAUUGGCAUAAAAAAAAACCGUCGAAAGAAUGGCUCAUUUUAUUUAUUGCUAAUUUACUACUACUAUAUCCCUCAAUGAGUGUAUGCAACGGCGCGGAAUGUAACAUGAAAAUUAAAAACUCGUUGGGCCAACUUUUCCUAGUUAAACUGAAUCUUAAUUGUGUUAUCGAACUAUGACCAAGAACUGAUCAUGUUUUCCUUUUCAUAGAAUCAUUUUUAAAAUCUUUCUUUUAGAGUUUAAAGAACGCAAAAGAAACUCGGAAUACUUUGCUAGAAUUUUAGCUCACUUUUGACCGAAUUAAUGUUGUUGGAUCUCACUUUAACAAGUACAUAGCCGUUAAACUCAGUAGCAGUGGCAAUCCAGUUCAUUUUGUUUAAUUUGCCAAUUACUUGCCCUCAAUCGCAUGGAACUUAAAGUAAGCAAAGAAUUUACAGGUAAAUGACAAAAUCAGAGAUCCGAGACUAACAAAUAUGUCUCCUGAGCAUUAUUUUUGAAGUUGCAAGCAGCAGGGAUCAACUUAAAAAACUGUUGGGCUGAACAGUUUUCAAAAACCCUAAUUUUAAUCCGUUUCAAUCUUCGUCAGUUAUGCCCAUGCGUGGCAUCUGUUGUUUCUGUUGUGUUAUUUUAACCUUCCUUUAAUGUUUUAAGCGGUUAUUUUUACGUUUCUCUUAAUUUAACGGCAUUUUGUAAUUACCUAAUUUGGCUGAAUUUCGUGACACAGCUCCUUUAAAAUGGAAACCAGGAUUGAGAUAGAGCUGACUCAGCGUGAGGUCUGGGAAUCAUUUGCCUUACUGUACAGAUCGUUGCUGAUUGUUUUGAUAACUCUGAUGUUUCAUUGUAGUUGCUGAAAAUCGUUCCUGCUGUCAAGACACUGAAAGAGGCCAGAGACAAGCAAAGCAAAGGUAAAUAUUAAAUCAGUUCUGUUUUGGGCUGGUUUGCAGGUGGUAUAAUUAAUAGCAGUUGACUAUUAAAUUGGUAUCACGUAUAUAGUGUUAAUUGCAUUAAAUUAGCCGAAACUAAGUAAUAAUAGAACUAAGAGGGGAACGCCCAGUUCAGCCGUUGUGGUUUUUGAACUUUACCGAAGUUGUUUUUAGACCUGUUGAACGCUUGAAAUUAUUCGGAGGUUUGUUUCCCUAGAUGUCUGCAAACGUUUUUCUAGUGUUGUUAAAAGAAAUUUCAACAAUCGUCAUUACCAUAAUCUGCAUUGUCUGCUUUGAGGCAGUCGCGCGUGCACUUUUAAGUCGUUUCAAACAAUCGAUUAAAUGUGCGGACGUCUCGGGAGUAGCUUUAGUAAACAUGCUACUCUCUCUUGCUGACAACCUUGACGUUGGAAAGCGCCUUUUGAUUACACAGUCUGGAAAAAACUGAAUGCACCACUUACAAGAGCUAGGUCAUUCCGACAAUAUAUGGAUCUGUAGAAUAUUAAAUGUCUCUCCUGAGAGGGUGUAAAUAAUAUAGGAGCCGGUUUCUGAAAAAUACAGUUGUUAUUGUUUAAUUGUAGCGCAAUGUUUUCUUUCUUUCUUUCUUUUCUUUUUUUUUUUGCUUUAACAACAUAACUGAAUCAAUUGUUCAAUCAUCCAUUACUCUAACAUCGAAACCAGCUAACUGACAAACGUCACAAUAUAAGGUGCCUCCGAUAAUUGGAAAAAUGAUGAUGAUGAUGAUGAUGAUUAUGAUGAUGAUUGUUAUUAUCUGUACCUCAUCGACUUUUUCAUGUUUCUGCCUUAACUUCAAGAUUACUUUUGUUUUCUCACUUUAGAGUACUGGCAUGCAGCUGUAUAGUAAUAACUCAUUGUGUUUAUCAUCCUUAUUUAGAAUAUGCGAGACAGUUUGUCAGAGCUUUGAGGAACCCUAGGAAAAGUGACAACUCUGUUAAAGCUCUGUUUGGAGAACACAUUAUAAAACUGCAUAGAGGUUGCAAACAAAUCAAGCUGAAAUUUGUCAAACUUGCUAACAAAACUGGUAAGUUAGGGAGACUGUCAAUUGGCAAGUCUUAAAGACAAUAUGGAACAUUAUAAAUCUUUCAAAGAUUUCAAAACAUCCAUCGUCAAACUCCGUAAAUGUCAGUUGUCUUCCUUUUUAAGUUAUCUCUGUAAAUUCGAAUUUAAUUACCAUCAAUCUGAUUUCUUUGUAGAACUCAGAGGCUUAAUUUUAGUAUAUUAAUAAAAUCAUGCCUUUAAAGACUACCCUCAGUCAGUUAAAGAGACAUUGUUUUAAUCAUUCUGUAUGAGAGUUUGUUUGCUUUCUUUUUUUUUAUCUUAAAAAAUGGAAAACGAAAAUGAGUAUAAUGAAUAAACUGAAGGGACAAUUAACGAAUUAAAGUGGUCAAAAUUGUCUUUCAACUUUGACGAGUACGUUUAACACACGAAACAGUCUUUCCAACCUUAAAAGUUUUUCGGAUACUUCAGUGUUCUUUUAAAGUUCCAUACAAAUUCACCUUGACUGCUUUCACGUUCUUUCUAACAGGAUUGUUAGACAUGUUAGGCCAUGACGACUUAGAUUUUACAGCAGUUAUGGGUAAAGUUCUGGAAGAAGCAGAGCCUAAGGAGGCUGGUAAGUAGAGGAGCCAGAUCAACUUAGGUUUCUGGGAGACUGCCCACCUACCCCUCCCCUAAGCUAACAUUAACACUUACUUCUCAUUUAGAGCAAAAUGUUGGCUUAGAGGAAGGGUAGGUGGGCAUUUUCCCAGAAACCCAAAUUGCGCAUGCCCAGUAUAUUGAAAAAUAAGUGGAAUUCAAUACUAAACUGAAUAAAAAUGCCCACAAACUAGCUACAGUUCUGCAGAACGUUUGCAUUGGCUAACUGCAUGGACCGAAUAUUGAUCCAACAACCAUUUUUGCAUUGGUUCUAUGAAAUCCUAAAAUGACUUAUCGAUUAGUCGAAUCUUUGCUUUAAUAAUUUGUUUGACAUUUAGUUUUUUCAUUAGCAUACAGUUUUCAGUUAUAGCAAAAUGCUUAAUAAACUGACUUUAACAACAGAAAGUCGCGCAAGGCUUGUUGACUUAAUCCUUGGACGUACACGCAAAUUGAUACCUUGACCGAAGCAUAAGAGGGCAGGGGGUGUGGUUGAUGAAACCCCUCCCUAUAGUUUUUAUGUGUUGCAGUAUUUCCAAACGAUAAUGCGUUCGAUGGAAAGCCUUCCAUCCGGUCAAAAAGAUGAGGUAAAUUUUUGUAUCGAUCGUGGCGCUGUUGGAGGCCUGUGACGUCACCCAACAUGGCUGUCAUCUUGGCCGCUAUCAUAAUCGUAGAAAGAAUAUCCUCCAUACUUUUGCAAAAUCAAAAAAUAGCAAGGUCAACGUGACAAUUUAAAUUAACAGUGUUUAUUUUUUGCUAUAGAUGUCUUUGAAGCGUUUGUUCGUAAGGCUUAUGAACAUGGGAUUCAAGAUCACCCUGGUGUACUGGCCAUUAAGGCCGUAGGAGGCCUUGUGACUGAAGUUGGCUGUGACGUAAAAUUAGAUGGUAAUUAUUUACUUAAGAAUUAUACUUCUUUAUCCCUUCUUUAGCCCGAAAAGGCUACCUUUUUCAGGCUUCAGGUAUAUGAAAGGGUAGAGAUUUCACCUUUUGAGGUAUAUAAAAAGGUGGGGAAACUUGUCAUUUGGUUGUAAAAAGGUUCAAAAGAGCUAUCAGAUGCAUUUCAUGGCCGUGUAAAGGUCGAGAAAACACUUUGGUUUUGUGAUUUGCUCAUAUCUUAAAGACUUUGAAUUUACAGUAGUUAAAAGGGAUGGAAAGAACUAAACUAGGAAAUAGGAAAGGGAUUUUUUUUUAAUCUCAAAUAUAGUACAUAAAAGGGUUAGGGGUUGGACCUACAGUAGCACAGUGUGGACUUUUCCCGGAUAAAACUUUGUUGAGUACACCUCCGGGACAGAUUAGUAAUAAUGUGCUUCUUCGAGUAAAUUUUACCGUUCUUUGUUAUUUUAACUACCAUUCAGGUCUGCUUGGAAAAAUUGGGGAAAUGAUAGCCAAACGUGAUCCAGAUGCUGACUUCGUAGCGGGAUUUCAGGACAAAGUUCUUUCCUUUCUCUAUGACAAGAAGAACAAAAAGUGCACAACAGGUGUGUGAUUACUAUCCCGUUUAUGCUUUGAACCGUAUCUAUAAUUCGCCCCAAGUGUAACGGGGAAUCCUGUUCCGGAAUCCGAGAAAUUUCUGCUUGUGGAAUCCGUAAUGCAGCAUAUUUUUGCUGUGAGAUCCGGAAUCCUGGGCUUUGCAAUCCUGUACACAAUUCAAGGAAUCUGGAAUCCGGAGUCCAGGUUCCACUGACAAAGAAUCCACAAUCCAAAAUCCAAUGCACUUUUGGAUUCUCUUACAUGAACUGAUAUAAUUUUCUCCAUCAUUCGUUUUUUGUCAUCUCGUAUAUAGUCAUCGUUAUUUUUGAGCACUAUUCAAUGCGAAUUUCUUUUGUAUUGCAGGAUUAGUGGAAUCCCUUUCCCCAGGCCAAAGCAUCAAGGAACGAUACCUGAAUCUCGUAUUUACCCGAUGCCAAGAAGGUAACGCCUUAUUUGCAUUUAUUAAAAUUAUAUAAGGAAUUUUGCGAUGAGCUUUUCAUUUGGAAUUCCUACUCGACGGAACUUUUUCUCUUAAUCAACCCUUAAUCGCUUCUAAAAACUUUGUCAACGACAAAAGAAAACUUCCUUGUUCUGCUGAUUAAAAAUAAAACCCAGUAAAAUUUACUAUAAUAUUCUAAUUUAAUUUUUUUUCCUAUUUUAGUGAGACUCGUCCGCUUUGCUGCCGAUACCGUCGUUAAUGUAAGUAGAAAUAGAUGCCAUCAUCUCAGAUUACUCUUUCUUAACACUCUUUCUGACAAAAAAAAGGGAAAAAAAACGACACCAACAAGAUAGCCGAUUGCUUAUUGUCCCUCGGUACAGCUAUACUUUAUAUAUUCAACAGUUUUCGAGCAUUCUGUAGUGGACGAGAUAAGACAAGACCAGAACUUAAUUUUUAUACCACAAUAAAAAGGAGAGGGGGAAAAAAAAGAAUACUUAUGGAAAGUAAAACAAACACCUAAAAAUGGCUUAAAAAGCUAUCUAGCUAGGAGCAUUAUCGACUGUUUCAUACAUAAAAGAGGUCCUUAAAAGUUGGAGGACACGCACACACACGCCCCCACGUACAUGAACCACAUGAGAAAUGACCCUGCAGUUUACUUAUACAUUUUUUUCAGGCAAUCCAUCUUGGCAAAAAAAUACAAUUUCUGCAAGGGAUUGCUCAUAAACGCUAUAUAGGUAUGUGUACCUUACAGCAUAGGGAUUUGCUCUCGUAGCUCCUUACCUCGAUCAUAGCCUAGAAUAAAUAUUUGGGACCUUACUUUAUGAGGGUUAACUAUCAGCAAGUUGUACCCAACAUGAAUAGAUAAACCAUAUCUGAGCUCAUGCAAGUAGCAACAGAAAAAAAUCACAUUGCCAUUCGCAUUCUUGAAAAACUUUAAAAGAAUUGUCUUUUGGGGCCGUGGAAGAGAAUGUCAGUGGCAUUACACAGAAUCGAUUGCUACAUGUGAAAAUUGAACUGGUUUCAUUAACUAAAAUGUAAACGUUGUCAAUUCGUCGUUGUUUUCAUAUGGACCCCAUCUAACGCAAGGCCCACAUGUAUAGAAGUGUAAUAAAAAAAAAUUGAUCACUCUGAUGUGUUUAAGACUCGGUAGAAAAUUUCUCAGAGGCCCUUCGCUUAAGGUUUCGAGGGAGGCUAGUCUUAGUUUACUAAUUUGCUCUUAAGACAUAUAUCUUGAAAGUAGUUGGUUGUUAUGAUAGUGAAAUAUGGGAUCAAACGAACUACAGCCAAACCUUGAAGAACAAACUUGUAGCCACUUUGUAAAGUUUUUUUUCUCCUCCGAUUGUUUACUGAAAAUUUUAUCCCCCAAGGUCCGGUUCCUGAAAGGCCUAUCUUCGAGGAAUCCGGCCCUGGCCUCUGUUAAUAGCUGCCAGCCGGUGGCCACUUAUAAGAGCCUCGUAAAGGGGUUCCACCGUGAUCCUGAUCUAGAAUUUAAUUUUUUUUAAAAUAAAAUGAAAGGUUGUCCCGGGCAAAUUAUUUUGAAUUCCUUACUUUUGAUGUAAAAAUGUUCAUUCGCUUUAACUGAGUUGUCUUCAUCUACUUCUCUUUUCAAAGAAAUGGCAAAGACGGUUGGAGCCCUUAUGCACUCUGGUGAGUUUGAGGAAGCACAUCAACGUGUUGGAGAGUUUACACUGGGAGAAAUAAGAAGAGGUUUCCUUGUGGGUGUCGCUGUUCACAAGUUGCUGUCUCCUCCACGACCUACCGUACCUAAACCAUCUGGCCCAAGACCUUCCCGUCCAAAGCCAUCUGGCCCAAGACCUUCUGGUCCUCAACCAUCUGGCCCGGUACCUUCCGGUCCUCAACCAUCUGGCCCGGCACCUUCCGGUCCUCAGCCCUCUGGCCCGGCACCCUCUGGUCCUCAGCCCUCUGGCCCAGCACCUUCCGGUCCUCAGCCCUCUGGCCCAGCACCUUCCGGUCCUCAGCCCUCUGGCCCGGCACCUUCCGGUCCUCAGCCCUCUGGCCCGGCACCUUCCGGUCCUCAGCCCUCUGGCCCGACAACUUCUGGCCCUCAGCCCUCUGGCCCGGCACCUUCAGGUCCUCAGCCAUCUGGCUCACUACCCAGAUCAGGUAGCCUCCAGAAAAGAGCGUCUCUGGAGGAGGAAUCUUACUUAGAUCGUCUCAUGAGGCUGGCUAAACGCAAACGUAUUUAUCACUAG